Messenger RNA from Daucus carota subsp. sativus, 1414 nucleotides. Its product is annotated as protease Do-like 5, chloroplastic. The record is from RefSeq and is a predicted model, not a curated record. Gene Ontology annotation, molecular function: serine-type endopeptidase activity. Lineage: Eukaryota; Viridiplantae; Streptophyta; Magnoliopsida; Apiales; Apiaceae. Bases 136 to 1119 code for a protein of 327 amino acids. The transcript is spliced from 8 exons. Gene Ontology annotation, biological process: proteolysis.
UCCUUUGAACUGAGUAGAACCACAAAACAUAAACUCCAAUCUAUCCCAUGAAUAAGAACAAAGAAAAAACACCUUCUAAUUUUUUUUCCUUUGCACAACAGAAACAGAAUAAGGAAAGUACAGUGGGUUAAAGUGAUGGUGGUGUUGGGUUGUUUAAGAGUGCAAUCUAUCCCCCAACUGGUCUCUAACCUCAAACAAUCUUCGUCAUGUAGUUCUUCCACUAGUUGUUGGUUAUGUUUGGGUUCUGAAAGCAAUGAUGCAAGAAAGAAGAGCAACAUUAUUGUCACAAGGAGAAAAGCUUUGAUCUUUACUGCUACUUCUCUGGUGUCCACUCCCUUUUCAUUUCAGCUAUUGGCAAAUGCCCAACAACAAGAAGAUGAAGAUACACUUGAUCAAGAAGAGGAUAGAGUUGUUCAGCUUUUUGAGGAAACUUCACCGUCUGUUGUUUUCAUCAAAGACCUUGAAAUCGUGAAAAAACCCAAGAGCUCUGAUGAGGUAGUGAUGAUAGAUGAUGAACUUGCAAAGGUCGAAGGGACAGGUUCAGGCUUCAUCUGGGAUAAGUUUGGUCACAUUGUGACGAAUUAUCAUGUCAUUUCGAAACUGGCUAUGGACAGUGGAGGACUACAGCGCUGUAAGGUAUAUCUAGUUGAUAAACGGGGCAACAGCUUCUCUAGGGAUGCUAAGAUCAUUGGUGUGGAUCCAGCAUAUGAUUUGGCUGUUCUAAAGGUUGACGUUGAAGGAAAUGAACCAAAGCCAGUCACUCUUGGAACAUCAGAUAGUUUACGUGUGGGUCAGAGCUGCUUCGCCAUUGGGAAUCCUUAUGGAUACGAGAACACUCUGACAACAGGGGUAAUCAGUGGGUUAGGCAGGGAGAUACCUUCACCAAAUGGCAGCCCCAUCAGAGGGGCAAUCCAAACAGAUGCUGCUAUUAAUUCAGGAAAUUCAGGCGGCCCCUUGAUUGAUUCAUUUGGUCAUGUUAUUGGUGUUAACACGGCUACUUUCACUCGCAAAGGUAGUGGGAUGUCCUCUGGUGUUAACUUUGCAAUACCAAUAGAUACUGUUGUGCGAACUAUACCUGCCCUAAUUGUAUAUGGAACAGCUUACAGGGACAGGUAUUGACGGUUGUUGAGUUGUACUAAUGUCUCAGCUUGUCCUGGGUAAAUUAUCAAGUACCAAAGCUGUAUUAAGGCAGAAGUGCUAAAAGCUAAGCACUAAUUCCUUAUCAAGUAUGUCAAAAUUAGUAUUUGUUGUAUAUCCGAUUAAGAACUUUCAAUGCAAAGCGAGUUUAGUUCCAAUACUUUCGGGUUCUGUAAGCCUGAUUGCUGAAAUGUGAUUUCUUGUGUACUCGACGACAUUAGCCAAAAGUCGCAUAAUAUGAUCUUAGAGCAGUGAAUAAUAUCCUCAGGUUGCACCC